This is a messenger RNA of Caenorhabditis elegans, 3989 nucleotides long. RefSeq names its product Vacuolar protein sorting-associated protein 8 central domain-containing protein (gene vps-8). The coding region runs from base 10 to 3789 and encodes 1259 amino acids. Lineage: Eukaryota; Metazoa; Nematoda; Chromadorea; Rhabditida; Rhabditidae. The record is from RefSeq and is marked reviewed. The transcript is spliced from 12 exons. Gene Ontology annotation, biological process: protein targeting to vacuole.
UCUCGAUAAAUGAGCACAUCUGGCUCAUUAGAAAAGGAAGACUGGCUCGAUUUGGGUGAUCUUAACAAUGCUCCAACAUUUUCACUGGAAGAUGCACUGAAUGAUACAGAAAACCUGAGUGAUCCGUUUUUGGAUGAACAAUUCGCAGUUGAUGGAGAAUUCGGAUCAGUCUCUAAUUUGACAGAAUCGACUGCACACUCUCCAGAUUCACACUCUCUGACAUAUAAACUCGAUUCAGCGUUUGUAAUUCAACCACAUCAAGUAAUAUCCCAUCAAAUUCUCUCAAAUGAAAAGAAGACUGGACGAGUGAUUGCUGUUGCUGAAAGAAAUGGAUGGAUCGCAGUGGUCACAAGUAAAGGACAACUGCUUCUUUUCGAUUUAAAUGGAAAUCUUAAUCAAUUUCAUCGUGGCGAUGAGACAAUGGGAGGAGCAAGCUGUGUGACGUUUUCGUUGGAUGGAAAAUUUCUGGCGAUUGGCUUGCAGAAAGGAGCUAUUAAAAUAAUGACCAUCGACAAUAAGCUCUAUCAUAUGAUUGACGAAGGUGGGCAGCCUGGACAGGGAAUUAUACAAGUUAUCUACACAAAAGACAAUCACACUGUGCUGACUCUCGAUAAUGGUGGAAGUUUUUACGAAUGUACAAUCAGUAAACCUUGGCUUCAAAAACGAAAAGAUAAGCUAAGAUGUCACGUGUCGGGAUGCAAUGGAGAGGUUAUCUCGAUGAAAAUGAUGCCUGGAGAUGUUAUUGCACUUUUAUCAGUUCAUAGGCUAAUUUUCUAUAUUCUGAAACCUCGAGGUCAAAUUCUUGGCAUUUUCCCUAUCAAAUUCGAAUACCAAUUUCCGCCUGCCUGCUCAUUCUGGCUAGGAACUCCGAAAACAGCUAUCAACUCACCGCUAAACUCUCUUUAUUCAACAACUUUGAAAGACUUCCGAGUUUGCAUAAGUCGUGGAAACAAGUUGGCAAUUCUCAGAAUACACGCGAACAACUUUUUCACCAAAUAUCGACGUGCUACCGUAAUCCGACAACUAGAAUUACCAUGCUCACUUGUAAAUAUUCACUGGAUGAGUAAUCACAUGAUUGUUGGAAUCGAUUCAUUUGGAGCCGUUUGGCAAAUUGAUCCUGAAAAGGGGACAGCGAAAAAACAAGAUAUUGAAGAUCUUCAACUAGUCUUUUCAACACCAAUUCUUAAAGGAUCAGCAACAGGAGGAAGAGUCAGUGAAGCAGUAAAAGCUGUUGCAGAAUUCGCAUGUUAUCAAUCUGUGACGUCAGCAACAUCUACUUCAGAACGACUUAUCGUCUUGGCUCACGAUGGUCUCAAAUAUUUGGAGAAAGUUCAUGAAUGGGAGCAAUUAGAAAGAUAUAAAGAACGAAACGAUGUGAUUUCAGCAUCCCUUUAUCUAUUGGAUGUCUGUCGUGAUAAAGUACGAGCCAGUGAGAUGUUCAAACGAGAAUCACAUAGUCUUUUAGCUGAAAAAGCGCACAGUCUUCUAACCGAAACAGUAGCAGGAGUCGGUGGAGGUGCAUUGUCAGAUCUGUUGGCUCAUUACAGAAAAUAUAUUCGAGUUCUACUGAAAGUCUGUAUCACUGGACGACUAUUGGAUUUUCUUUACAUAGCUUGUUGGGAUCGACUAUCUAUGGAUUCUCUUUCGAAAACUGUAUUCUUGGAUCAUCUGGAUGAAUAUGUUCUCGAUGGAGCUCUCAUUGACCCUCCACCUCCACUUGUCAACGAAUAUCUACAACAUCUUGCUGCAGAAGGACAUUUCUCACAGUUUCAGUCAGCAGUUGUUCGCUUUCCAAUUCAUACGCUUGAUCUUCAUACAGUUAUGUCAAUUUGCAAGCAGAAUUCAAUAUAUGAUGGAAUCAUUUAUGUGAAUAACAAGGCACUUAAUGAUUAUAUAACUCCAUUAGAGAACAUGCUGGCAGAAAUGCGAACAUUUGCACAUCGAGACAUGUUUUCGGAUAGCGAACAAAUUCUAGGAAAUAAAGUUCUCGUUUAUCUAAACUGUUGUCUUUCUGGAAUGGCAUAUCCAUUUGGUGCUCUUGAUGAAGAGAAUCGAAAGAGAGUUCCACUUGAAACAUUUCGAUGUAUCAGUUCUUUAAAAGAGAAAGAUGGAAGUGAAUCCGAUGAACAAUAUCCAUAUUUGAGAUUGCUGCUGAAAUAUGAUCCACAACAGUUUCUAAACGUGGUGAGCACUUGCGCAGAUGUUCUUCUUUUUCAAUUGGAUAAUCGGCUACAACGGUUUGUGGAUACGAUAGGACAACUAUGUGUAAAUAUGAAAUGUGAAUUAUCCCUCAUUCACUUUCUCAACCUCGUGGUACAACUCUCCGAGCGAGUUUUGAUAGCUCCACCAAUCGAACAUGUCCAAGAUUCAGUGAUAACUCUACUGAGAAUGUCUCCUUGGGAACAUUCAAGCACGGAAAAUUCAAUUUUAACUGCACUAUACCAUGUGACUCCUGAUGAUAAAAGAAGAAUAAUCCGCGCGGCUCAAAAUCCAAUGCGUCCAACAAUUCUUAGUUUUCUUUAUCUAAAUGAUAGAAAAUUCGAAGAUUUGAUCAAAUGCUACUUGGAAUCGAAUAGUACCGAAGUGUAUUCCUCGAUUGGUGGAAUUCUGAAAGAAGCUGAAUUAACUGAUGAUGAGUCAGCAGAGUUCAGGAAGUAUUUGAUGAGCAUCAUGGAGAAUUUGUUCAAAAUAGAUGGAUGGCUUUGCGCUAACCUUAUCAACGAUCAUUUCCGAGAUGUAAUAGCAUCUAUGGCGAAAAGCAACGAAGAAGAACGGAAAAUGGUAUUCCCGGUUCUCGCUGGAAUUGCACAAUUGAGAAAAGUCUCAAAUCAACCAUCUUUUUGCAAUGACGAUGAACUAGAUGAAAAGCUAUUUGGAAUCGUUUUUGAAGGAAUCUGUAAAGGAUGGCCAAGCUGGAUGCCAUCAUCUGAAGAUCCAGAAUAUGCUGAUCGCCAACUCAUUGCUCUAUUUCCUUUUUGGCUUCAACUUGCCGCGAGUACUGAUUUCUGUUUGAAUAUUGCUGUUGGAAAUGAGCAUUGCGUUCGUACAGUAAUCCGGCUUCUUGAAGCAAGGCAACAUCUGGAAAGAGCAUUUGAUUUAUUGUUUGAACAAUUGGAAAAGAACAAAGAUCACGAUAAUAUCAUGUCAGAAUGGCUCGACGAGACGAUGAAGUUUUGCUCUCGGCAGUCUUCAAAAAACGAAACUAGUGAUCGAAUGAUGCGAGUGUUUCAAUUUGUUUCUGAAAGAGUCGCAGAAUUUGAAGAAGAUUCUGAAAAGCAGAAAAAGAUGGACGAGAGUCUUCGAACAAUGUGCAGACAGAUAUUGUCGACUGGAACAAAAUAUGCGAAACAACUAGUGGAUAAAUUACUUGAAAGUCCAUCUUUUGUUGAGUCAACCUUCGAAGACAAUGGUGGCCUUCUUCUCGAUAUAAUGGCGUCUUGUGAAUAUGAAGCCGAAUUGUAUCAAGAAAUGAUAUAUUUAAUAAGAGAAGAAAAUCUGUCCCUUGCUCAGAAACUAGAGAUGGAAGUGAGUCGUCGUGCACCUUUGAUGCACAAUCCGAACUGCAUCACAUGUGAGCAGCCUAUGCACAAAAGUGGAUACGUCUUCCGAUGCGGUCAUUUCCAACACAUUGAAUGCUCGACAAACAUUGAUCGUACUUGUACUUGUGAUGGAAUACCUGAUCGACUCGUUGUGCCACGCGAAAAGCCUGAUAGGCCGGAGAAGCGAAAUAUUUUUGAAAAUUGGGACACGAAGCUGAACUGUCGAGUUUUUCCUAAAGAUUCUUCCUAGAUCCUGUAAAUAUCCAAAAGUGUCCUUCAAAUUUCUAGUCUGGUUUGUACCAGUGUUUAUUCUGCCCCCUAUAAACGGUGUCUCCUACAAUUGUGAUUGGUGCUAAAUUUUAUUUUGUGAAUAGACAUAAAUACAUAUUGUUUCUAUUUUUCACGGGAAUUUGUCAUUUUUUCAUAACCUGCAAUAAAUUAUUAAAUAUU